Molecule: messenger RNA, 1997 nt
Organism: Glycine soja
Lineage: Eukaryota; Viridiplantae; Streptophyta; Magnoliopsida; Fabales; Fabaceae
Product: histone-lysine N-methyltransferase ASHH1-like
Exons: 11
Coding region: 267-1709 (480 amino acids)
Biological process (GO): regulation of DNA-templated transcription
Cellular component (GO): chromatin; nucleus
Molecular function (GO): protein binding; histone H3K36 methyltransferase activity
Source: RefSeq, a predicted model, not a curated record
AAAUAUUUUCGUUGGAAAAACGUUUUAUGAGUUUGAGUUUCUCUAACUUCUCCGGUCCGCGGGUCCUACGGACCAACUCCACCGCCACUUCGGCGUCACUGUAACUACUUCGACGGCACCGCUUACCGGAAACCGUGCCGUUUCCGGAAAAUUUCUCCGCCAGGGCCGCCGGAGGUCUUUCCACCGGGAACCGCUUACUGCAUUCGAAGUUCGUUAAUCAUUGCGCAUUUUUGCAGCACAGGUUACCAAUACAACCAGUUGCUCAGAUGGAUCUUCAUACUGAAGAGUUGCCUCAGUACAUACAUAUGAAUCAGAAUGAGUUUUGCAUACGAAGGCAUAAGAAGCAGAAGGAGGAGGAUAUUGCUAUAUGUGAAUGCAAAUAUGAUGCUGAUGACCCUGACAAUGCAUGUGGGGAUAGCUGCCUGAAUGUAUUAACCAGCACUGAAUGCACCCCUGGUUAUUGCCCUUGUGGUGUCUUAUGCAAAAAUCAGAAAUUUCAGAAAUGUGAAUAUGCAAAAACAAAGUUGUUUAAAACUGAAGGCCGUGGAUGGGGUCUUUUGGCUGAUGAGGAUAUUAAGGCAGGACAAUUUGUCAUUGAAUACUGUGGAGAAGUAAUAUCAUGGAAAGAAGCCAAACGUAGAUCCCAGGCUUAUGAAAAUCAAGGUCUUAAAGAUGCAUUUAUUAUUUGCCUUAAUGCAUCUGAAUCUAUUGAUGCAACCAGGAAAGGAAGCCUUGCUAGAUUUAUAAAUCAUUCCUGUCAACCGAACUGUGAGACGAGAAAAUGGAAUGUGUUGGGGGAAAUAAGAGUCGGAAUAUUUGCAAAACAUGAUAUUCCUAUUGGAAAUGAAUUAGCUUAUGAUUAUAAUUUUGAAUGGUUUGGUGGUGCCAAGGUUCGUUGCCUCUGUGGUGCACUCAAAUGUUCUGGAUUCCUUGGAGCAAAAUCUCGUGGUUUUCAAGAGGAUACUUAUCUAUGGGAAGAUGAUGAUGACAGGUAUUCAGUUGAGAAAAUUCCUGUAUAUGAUUCUGCAGAGGAUGAACCGGUGUCAAAUUUUAAUGGACGAACCGAACCCUCUUUGGAUGUUAUGGUUAAAGCUGAACAAUUAUUGGAGUCCACUGCUUUCCAUGUUCAGCCCCUUGAUUCAGUUCAGAUGAAAGAUUUAGAUGUGAAGAAGAUUAAAACUGAUGUAGCAGAUGAGCAUAUGAACUUGUACUACCAGGAUGGUGAACAGACCCUUUCACAAAAGAAUGCAAUAUCACGUAUCCGAAGUAAUACUGCAGGCAGAAACUAUCUUCUUGGACCUAGGUCCAUGUCUACCAAAAGAUCAAGGUCAUAUAAUGGCGUUAGGUUUAAAAAUCUCACAGAGAAGAAAAUCGAUGCUAAGUUUGCUGCUGCCCUCCUAGCAUUCAAGGAAGCACAAGAGGAGAUUUUAAAUUGUGAGAAAAUAAAGGACGAUGCUACAUCUGCUCUUGAUUCCUUAUACGAUGAAAUACGGCCUGCCAUUGAAGAGCACGAGAGGGAUAGCCAAGACAGUGUAUCCACCACUGUAGCAGAGAAGUGGAUACAGGCUUGCUGCCUGAAAUUGAAGGCGGAGUUUGACCUUUACUCAUCAAUUGUCAAAAAUGUUGCUUGCACUGCGCAAAGGGCACCUGGCCAAGGAAAACCUACUGAAGUUGAUAACGAAAACGAAAUUAAGCUCUUGACAGGUUGAAAUUCUUAUCACAUUUUUUCCCCAUAUAUAAUCUGUAAUUUACAGUGUCACAAAAUAUAUGGGAUUCUUUUUAAAAAUUCAUAAAAUAGAUAAUCUGUGACUCGAUGAAAUAAUCCUUACUAUAAUUUUUUUUAUUUAUUAUUUUGCCUUUUUCUGCCUGUCGAUUUUUGUUUUUGUUUUUAUGGGAAUGAAAAAAGAAAAACUUCUGUCUGUAUGCAAUAUUAUGGAUGUCGCCCUUUAAUGUAUUUUCUCAGCAUAACACAGAUGGGAUAUUCUCAUAGAGAUCAA